Molecule: messenger RNA, 3774 nt
Organism: Homarus americanus (American lobster)
Lineage: Eukaryota; Metazoa; Arthropoda; Malacostraca; Decapoda; Nephropidae
Exons: 4
Coding region: 1075-3774 (899 amino acids)
Source: RefSeq, a predicted model, not a curated record
GUUUGUUCUGUCUUGGUCACUUGUAUGAAUAAAAGUAAACUCAUAAUAUAAUAUCCCAGAGCAGAGACGCGAGUGUACAGAAGACGAGUUGUGGCAGAGCUCAAUGAAACGGAUGUGAUGAUAAGGGCGCGGAUGUGGGGUUUCCUAGAGUGAUAAAGCGCUGGGACUGUGGGACAUGUUCACAACCUCAGUAGCUGUCACCCCAACCACACUCCCGCUACUGCCAUGAGGUUUGACAGCAUCAGUAAUUACCUAUUAUGUGGUCACGGUGUCUGGGGAUGUUGUCAAACACUGAGUGGCGCUGAGGGUACGAGCAGUGUAGUAAGAUUCAUGGAUUAACACAGUGUUCAAGACGAUAAGGUGAUGGUGAAGCAGUGCGUGUUGUCAGCCCACGGCAGUACGAUCCCACCUGUUAUACCUGCCGGUGUGUCGUUUACGGUAAAGGAUCAAGGUAAAUGUUGUGUUCUGCGGCCGAGGAUUGUACUGUAUGUUAGCGCGCCAAGUGAUGCGGUGUAUGGAGUGCAAGGAUAAUAAUAGCGGUGCGGCUGGACUGACCUGCUGUCCCUGUGACGUCUGAAGUUUUAUUCAAAACAUUUGCCUUAGUUGCAGCUAUUUAAUAUAUAUAUAUAUAUAUAUAUAUAUGUUUACAGUUCUUAUAAAUUGAAGAAAAAAAGAGCAAUCCAGUUUCAGAUACAAUAAUUAAAACAUCAAGUAAACAGAAAACGAAGAUGAUAUAAUCUGUAACUCAAACAUUGAUGUACGUACGUGUGUCUGAUAAGGGCCACGCGUAACAGUGAUCAGUGAGACACCAGAGACCGUCGGACGUGAACACCACAAGAUACUCCCAUCAUCGACACCAGUGGACCUUCUAACUUCACCAGCCAGCCAUCCCGCGCCCCCUGUGCCAUAUACUCUCUACUAGUGACAAAUCCACCCUACCAGUGCCACACCCUCCCAACCGAGCAGUGAGAACCAUGUCACCCUCAGCAUCACCAGCCGGAGACAAUCACCCUUGCAGCUACCUGAAGAACACUGCCUGAGGAACAUUCGCUCCAGUACACCGCAGCGGGAGCCAUGGGUGUGGGUGAUGGGGGUAAGGGUGAGGCCGGCAGCGAGGGUGUGAAGGGUGGGUGGCGUGUGAAUGGGUUCCUCUUUCUUCUGACGGGGAGCCAGGGGGUUCUCCUCCCCUGGACCCCCCUCAUACUCAAGGCUGCUGGAUUCUCCGCCGUGGGUGUGGGUUUGAUGAUGUGCGUCAUUGCCCUGGGGUCAAGUGUAGGCGCCGUGGCGUGCCUGACGGGCGUGAGGCGGACACGGAGCGGGGCGGUGCGUCGACUGUUGCUGCUGGUGUUAGUGGCCACCGCAACCGCCCUCCAAGUGUCGGGCGUGGCCCUCCUGCAGCAGGGGGCGGGGGGCGACCUCAACCCCUGCGAUUACCGAACUCACUCUGCUGCUGCUCCUCUGCCACCAUUGGGCCUCCCCGUCAACACCUCACAACCAGCGUCGUCUAUAUCACCAUCAACAGGAGCACCGCCAUCAACAGGAGCACCACCAUCAACAGGACCACCACCAUUAACAGGAGCACCACCAUUAACAGGAGCACCACCAUCAACAGGAGCACCGCCAUCAACAGGAGAACCACCAUCAACAGGACCACCACCAUUAACAGGAGCACCACCAUUAACAGGAGCACCACCAUCAACAGGAGCACCACCAUCAACAGCACCACAACCACCACCACAACCAUCACCAAUACCACCACCACCUCCAACAUCACAAGAGAGGCCAUCGUCUUCAGUGGCACCUUCAACAGCAGUACACCAGGAAGUAGUCCUCGAGAACAACACUCAUAAUACGACGACCACUGAGAAACAUCUGGGAGGUGCAAUUUCACAGAAAACCACCACCACCACCACCAUAUUUACCAUAAAUUUCACCACUGAACCUGCCACAACUACCACCACAAUACCCCUGGUCCAUGAUCCCGUCUCCACAAUAAGUGAGACUGUCCUCCCUAAUCCUCAACUCUCGAACGAGGGAGUUUCCUCACCCGGUGGAAUGGUUCACGGCGGAGCAGCAACACCUGGAAGAGACGCAACACAACCUCCAGUGACGCCUCAAGACGAAGGUUUAGAAGACAAACACAAGGACAACACCCUCACACCCCCGCGGUACACUGGAUACCACCAAAGUAACAAGAAUAAACAUUCAAAAAGUAAGCAGACAAACCCUCGUCGACCACAAGAGCCUCAGACGGGCCACAGCCACGGAAAAACGACAACGGCGGGAGAGGAACAAGAUGACGUGAACAAUAACAAUCAAAUGACAAAUAACGGUGACAACAACAAACCGCUAGAGAAAGCUAAUGAUGACACUGACUACAACUACAGCGACAAUAAACAACAAAACCAAGAUUCCCAGAGAGAGUUCUCAGGUCACAUCCCAUCCCGGUACUCACUGAACAAACUCCCUGAACCACGGUUACCAGGAGAGUCAUCAACACACACCUCGUCGGUACACUCCAGCCCAGGAGAAACACCAAAGACUCUGUUGGACACUUCGGCUCGUGACUCCUGGAGUCCCAAGUCCUGGCUAGAGAGAGACGCAGUGCCACCACGGUCACGCUUCAAUCCCCUCGACCAUGAGACAAUAUCACUUCAGGGCUUCCCAGCAGUGGCUGAUAAAGGUGUCAGACCUGUGGAGACUGGAGGCGUGCGUGGGCGAGGUAUGCGACCCCCCGAGCCCCACUCCAGCAUCCUGUCACUCAACCAGGCCCUGGUACUCCUUCCUCACACCUCAGACAAUGCUGCCCUCACGUACCUUGGCACAGGCAACAGGUGGGAAGACUCAAUUUAUCAAUCUGCUCCUGAACUUGACCACCAAGCCCCAUACAGUCAGGAAUCCAGAAGUCAACAUCGCCAGGGUCACUACCUGAGCCCAGACGUCAGAUCACACUGGUCAGGUCACCACCGUAUCCGCCGCUCCCUUCAUAAUUCACAUAAUGAACCCAAAAAAUAUGUAGACACAACGGAUGAUACAGUCAGCCGAGACGACGUGAAUGACAUCAAGUCACCCACAGAGACACACAAUGGUACUGUAGCGAAGCCGUGGAGCCUCCCUAGUGGUGCGGGCGUGAAGACGGGUGUGGCUGUCCUGUUGAUCUUGGGCGGGCUUGUUGGGGCAGGUGUGGAGGCGGGCGUGGCUCAGCUGUGGCACUGUUACGCCCACGGAUAUGACGAGGGGGGCGUGAGCCACGAUAUCUUGCAGCGUACCAUCACCCACACCUUCAACCUGAGUGCCUACGCCGCCCACAAAUGGUGGUCACUCCUCACCUCGGGGGCGUGGCUGCUGGGCGGCGGCAUCCUCUCCAUUAUGGCAUGUGUGGUGGGCGUGAAUGUAGGGGUGUACGGCGGGAUGGCGGCGCACCUGGUGUUAAGGCAAAAAGUACUGAUAGUGCCCAUCCCUUACGGCUCAGUGGACCCACCCAGGACGCGUCGGCCGCUCUCACUCUACUUAGACGACGAGGUGUUGCGGGAAGGUGUGAGGCGCCUGACCUUCCAUUCGUGGGUGUUCGCCAAUGGCACCCUCGCCGCCUUCUCCUACACCUUCAGUAUCUGGCUACUGCAGGAGAUGACCCAACAGGAGUCGGCAUUGGCACCACAGACGGGGGCACUAGCCAUCACACUGGCAUCGGAAGGCUGGCACUCCACACGCAGCGGUGGGUCAUGUCCCGGUGUGGGCUUCAGGGGACCAUGGGCGUGGGCGGCGUGGGUUUGA